Messenger RNA from Scleropages formosus (Asian bonytongue), 838 nucleotides. It is a transcript of the gene rpl10, whose product is annotated as ribosomal protein L10. Gene Ontology annotation, molecular function: structural constituent of ribosome. NCBI's taxonomy places the organism in Eukaryota, Metazoa, Chordata, Actinopteri, Osteoglossiformes, Osteoglossidae. Gene Ontology annotation, biological process: translation. Gene Ontology annotation, cellular component: ribosome. The record is from RefSeq and is a predicted model, not a curated record. The transcript has 6 exons. The coding region runs from base 121 to 768 and encodes 215 amino acids.
GGUACGUGUGAGGGUGGCUGCUCUCUUUGCGCUCCCUCGAAAAGUGUCAGAAAUGAUGGAUUUGUACACUAUUUCAUGGUUAUAAUAUUUUGUAAUUGUGUUUUAUUAUAGGCUGCAACCAUGGGUCGUCGACCUGCCCGUUGCUACAGAUACUGUAAGAACAAGCCAUAUCCGAAGUCACGUUUCUGCAGGGGUGUGCCUGACCCCAAGAUCAGAAUCUUUGAUUUGGGCAGGAAGAAGGCAAAGGUCGAUGAGUUUCCGCUGUGUGGUCACAUGGUAUCUGAUGAGUAUGAACAGCUUUCAUCCGAAGCUCUAGAGGCUGCCCGCAUCUGUGCCAACAAGUACAUGGUAAAGACCUGUGGCAAAGAUGGCUUUCACAUCCGCGUGCGCCUCCAUCCUUUCCAUGUUAUCCGCAUCAACAAGAUGUUGUCCUGUGCUGGGGCUGAUAGGCUCCAGACAGGAAUGCGUGGAGCAUUUGGAAAGCCCCAAGGCACUGUUGCUCGUGUCCACAUUGGCCAGGUGAUCAUGUCUGUACGCACCAAGGCUCAGAACAAGGAGCAUGUCAUAGAGGCCCUCCGUAGAGCCAAGUUCAAGUUCCCUGGCCGUCAAAAGAUCCACAUCUCCAAGAAGUAUGGCUUCACAAAGUUCAAUGCCUGUGACUUUGAUGACAUGAUGCUGGAGAAGCGCCUGAUCCCAGAUGGCUGUGGUGUGAAGUACAUCCCUAACCGUGGUCCUCUGGACCGCUGGAAGGCCCUUCAUGCUGAGUGAUUGCCCUGUUAUUGUGGGGACAGCUUCACAUUUAAGAUGUCAGGCAAUAAAGAAGUGAUUAAACCACAAA